Messenger RNA from Desarmillaria tabescens, 3547 nucleotides. RefSeq lists its product as uncharacterized. Lineage: Eukaryota; Fungi; Basidiomycota; Agaricomycetes; Agaricales; Physalacriaceae. Bases 460 to 3276 code for a protein of 938 amino acids. The record is from RefSeq and is a predicted model, not a curated record. The transcript is spliced from 3 exons.
GAUGGUUGAGUGGUGUGGGUAAGGAAGGCUAGACUGGCGAAACAAUUGAUAUUUCAAGAAAGGACCCAAUUAUCCGCCGACCUCGACGCUACAUUUUGUAACUCUAGACAACGACAGUGACGGGCAACAGCAGGUAGAUAGGGCAUGAAUACGGAGUAUCAAGAUCUUUCGUCGUGACUGAUCUGGUUGUUUCGUGGGCCCGUUUCGUAACGGUCAAAUCAGCUCAGUCCCGGUCAGCCCAGGGCAACCGUGUCCUUACUUUGCCUCAAAGGCUCUUAGCGUUCGUUUUCUCCUCUGCGUUGUCCAGAAAAAUAACGGCCAUUUGCUCUACAAAACUUAGGUUGUUACGGUGAGCCUCCGUCUAUCCAGGGGUCAAGGGACCUGUCCAUCCCAGUCAUCCCUAUUAUCCUUUCUCUCAUCGCUCUAACGGAGGAACGGGUCCGUGUUGCACCGUAUAGCAUGGUUCGUGACUGGCAGAAUCCACAGCCUACAGCAGGAUCGUCCAUGUAUCCCGCUACCACGACAAUUUCCCAGCGGCGUCGCUCAUCAGCUGCUCAUACUCGUCCUGCGGGCCCACCUCCAAAUCUUCCAAUACCCAGCCUUCCUGACAGCACCAAUGACCGUCCAGGCCAUUCUUCUACUGUAGCACGUCCUUCAACGGGAUCAGAUGAUUCUCAGCCACACACGAAUGGUGUUAGUCGCGGCACACGCUCAGCCUCUUUUGCAAGACAAGGCGCAUCCCCGUCGCUAGCAGCAGUCGCCGCCUUUCCCCAGCACUCAGUCUUCUCAGCACAGUCGUCGGCAGCCUCGUCCGUUGAUGAUCUGUCCGACUCCCCGCCCCCAUCAAUACUACCCCCAUCAUCGUCACGUUUACAAGCGCCGCCAUUGCCUCCAGAUACGGAUACGGAUCACUUAUUGGUUCCAACAGAACCUCGCCCAGAGCAUCGCCCACCAUCGUCUCGACGGGCACUGACAAGGGCACUGGAGCUCGCUCGCGAGGCCGUACAGCUAGAUUCCAACAACAAUAACCCCCAAGGCGCAGUCAUGGCAUAUGGCAGAAGUGUCGCACUUCUUAGCGAAGUCAUGGAACGAGUCCGCAGAGGUGAGGAUACCACGGAGCCCAGACGACGGAAUGGAAGACGUAGAAGUAGUGUUGCACAGGAAGAGGAGGUUCGAAGGUUGCAAAAAAUUCAUGACACGUAUGCUGAUCGCAUGAAUAUCCUCAGUGUCGUUUACAGCAUCCCUCCUCUACCCUAUACAACAGCAUCCAUAUAUUCGCCCAUCUCUGCCGAUUCCACGCAACCGAAUUCUCCGACCAGCUCCGUUUCUCCCGUGUCCGAAACAUCAGACCCGAUACCUCAAGUUGAUUAUUCCAUUAAUGAUACCCAUGUGGAAGACAAUGAUCCCCAGAUCGCCCCAGGCAUCUCGUUGUCCAAGCACAUGAGUGCUCACGAAGGUAUUGAGGCUAUUGGUGCUGCUAUGUUGGACCUGGAGAGCCCGGUUGGAUCUACGAUAUCAGGUCUUCCCGUUUCUUCAUCCCACCCAUAUGCCAACACUCAGUACGAUCCGCCUACACCCCAUGCCGUUGCAAUGCCUUUGUCGGCACAGUCUACCUCCUCAAACCGGAUGUCUGUACAGCUUCGACGAUCAAGAGCAUCAUCAUCAGCCCUACCUCCAGCCUUACCGCCACCACUUAACUCUCCUCCUCUGGCUCCGACAAAUCCCAAUGAAGUACCUCCUGAUUUACCCCUGCAUGGCUCUCAUCAGUUUCUUGAUACUACAACCAGACAGAGGGGUGAUUCCGUUGGACAUAAGCGAACGAGCUCGGGCAGUAAACUGGCCGCACUGGAAGAGGAAAGCGAAAAAUAUGAGUACACAGACGCCGAAAUACCGGAAGCUGAAUUGCGAACGGGAACUCGGCUUAAUCUCGUCGUAGACACACGCCCAGCUAAAAACGAGUCUCCUCCUCUGCCAGCUUUGCCCUCCCCUGCGUCAGGUUCACCUGGUACACCUCGCAACAACUCAUCGCCCCAAGUCCCUAACAGUGUUGUCAUUCCACGACAGAGAGGUUCCUCUCAAGCACCUCGACCAGAGGUUGUAGUAAUCAACCCCACUAUUCAUCAGGGUACAAUUUCGCAACGACGUCUUAAGACAUCGACACCACCUACGCCAAGAUCUUCCUCUCCGUCUGAGUCUGUCGGCCCCCAUCCCCGGUCUGUGGCUUCCUCCCUGCCAAACUCGGGAGUGUCGCUUAGUGGUGUAGGUCGAACGCGCUCUUCGUCUCAACCUGGUCGGCGCCCGUCUUUGAUAGGCGGACGGAUAUCGCCUCUAGAACAGCGACCUCCACUUCCUUCAUCUACCGUCGCCAACAUCAAUAUAAAUGGUGCAGGGUCUGCUCUGCGAAAGACAUCCUUUCCCUCCAAACUGAACCCGAAUGCCCAGAUUCAAUUAACAGUACAAACUGAUCUUCCUUCCAUGGCCAUUAAUCCUCCCCUUAUGCCACCUCCUGCCGUCAUCUCCAGUGUUCUCCCCAUUACACCUAUAUCACCUUUACCUGCAGCAGCACCAGCAGAUCCGUUGAGGAAGCCCUACCACCUCAUGAACUUACUUCGUACAACCAUGACUUCCACCACAGGUGGAUAUAUCACGCGUCGUCUACAUGUCCCACAGGAAGUAUGGUCUCAGGGCGGCGCCAAACUGAGUAACCUUCCCGAGAAGGUGCGCGUGGUUGGCAUUCUAUGUUCGGCCCUGGAGGAUCUACAAAAUAGCAGCUCUGAGCAUUUUGGUGCGGGGAAUGUCAGCAGUGGCAUGGCUCUAGGAAUCGGGAGCAUAGGCAGGAAGGAAGGGGAAGCCUGGAUAUCAAAGCUAGAAGAUUUCUCGACCAUGUGUGACGGUGUCGUAGCAAACUUUGGGAAGAAACUUGGUGUCGGGGAAGGUUUUGUGUUAAAGAAGACUACUUGGGGAGACAAACUUGGCCGGCGUUUCGACAAAUAUAUCAAUGGCAAGAAUUUGGAUUCACCCGCUGCAUAUGUGCAAGGGUUGCGGAAAUUAUUCCUUCAUGCGCAGUUACUCGACGAGCACACUAAGGCCAUCAGCUGUCAACCUGUGGCGCCUGCAUAUGCGGCCUUCCCAGCUGACAUCCGCACUGCUGCUGACAUCAAGCUAAGGCGGUCGUCGGAAUUCUUCGCCAGUGUCGUGCUCACAUUCGUCAUCCGUGAUUUAUCUCAGCUUCUGGACAAAUAUGCCAAGAAGUGUGAAAAGUGGCUAGCGGAAUAACGGCGCGCCGCUACAGAAUUCGCCUUUCUGAUUAGACUCUCUUCUGUUGCGCUUGUUGGAUGCGUCAAUUGCUCUCAGGUCUGGGGUUUCUGGAGGAUGGAUCUUUAUUUGAGCCUUGAUCCCGCUUAUAUCUGCGCUGCAUAUUGUAUUACUGGAAAUCGUCAGUUCUGGAUAAUAUGGGGGUGUGUUGUGGAGUAUUAUUUUGUAUCUUAUAUGUGUCUCGUACAUGCCAUUAGCUACAGUUACCUUCGUCACUUCUGUCGUUAUUUCU